AACCGAUCACAGAAAGAUCAGCCGGUUCCCUACGUCACUUCCGCUUCCUUGUCCUUGGUGGUUGCAGCAUCCUCGCUGUUCAGGAUAAACACAUGGCUAAACUGAGCAAAGAGUCCAAACAGCGGCUGCAGCAGCUGUUCCAGUGCGGCCAGUUCGUCAUCCGAUGGGGUUUCAUCCCGACUGUGUUGUACCUCGGUUUUAAACGAGGAGCAGAUCCAGGAAUGCCUGAACCCACAGUCUUAAGUUUGCUAUGGGGCUGAGGAACGUCUCUGAACAUCCGGUCCCCUCCCAUCAUCAAGACCAUGUGACCUAACUGUCAUCAGAAAGCCAGGAAAUGGACAUUUUCUUUCUUUCCCUCUCUAUAAAUCUUGCUGUACAACGUCGGAGACCUAAUGACGUUGUGUGCUGUCAUAAUGUCCAUGGCCUAACAUACAGUAGAAGUAUGGAGAGUUCUGGCUCCUUGGAUAAAAGAGAUUUGUGUUACCAAGCUGGAAUCAAAAAUUCGUCCUCAGUGUUGACUGGGCUAUCUGUUGGUGUUUUGCUGUGUGAGACAGCGAUGUCUGGAUAUACCUUUCGUUCCAUGUUUUCCUCUUUUUAUUUGUAAUUUAAGAUGUCUGAGAAUAAAUCCGCUAAGAAAUGUCAA
This is a messenger RNA of Eleginops maclovinus (Patagonian blennie), 643 nucleotides long. It is a transcript of the gene tomm7, whose product is annotated as translocase of outer mitochondrial membrane 7 homolog (yeast). The transcript is spliced from 3 exons. The record is from RefSeq and is a predicted model, not a curated record. Gene Ontology annotation, biological process: protein import into mitochondrial matrix. Bases 93 to 260 code for a protein of 55 amino acids. Lineage: Eukaryota; Metazoa; Chordata; Actinopteri; Perciformes; Eleginopidae. Gene Ontology annotation, cellular component: mitochondrial outer membrane translocase complex.